This is a messenger RNA of Phytophthora sojae, 729 nucleotides long. RefSeq lists its product as hypothetical. The record is from RefSeq and is a predicted model, not a curated record. The annotation marks the transcript as partial. The transcript is spliced from 3 exons. Gene Ontology annotation, molecular function: GTPase activator activity. Lineage: Eukaryota; Oomycota; Peronosporomycetes; Peronosporales; Peronosporaceae. Gene Ontology annotation, biological process: activation of GTPase activity.
UUGCGGCAGCAGUUCGACGCGCUGCUGGACGGCGGCGACGCGCCCAUCACCUCGGACUACGAGCGCUGGCGCGAGCUCAAGCGGCUCGUGAUCGUGCACGGCUUGCCCCGGGACGAGGGCUCGACCCCGAGCCUGUGCACGCUUCGAGGGCGCGUGUGGAAGGCCUUUCUAGGGGUGGAGAGCGACGUGGACAUGACCAAGUACGCGGCGCUGGUGGGGCGGGGCGCCUCGCACUACGACGGCGACAUCCGCAACGACACGUUCCGCACGUUCCGGGGCGACUCGGAGUUUGCGCAGCGCGUGCCCGAGGAGAAGCUGGUGCGACUACUGAAUGUGUUUAUCAACGAGCUGGGCUCGAACCCGGACGGGGAGGAGACGAAAGAGGACGGCGAACUCGGAGGCAACUUGCCGUCGAUAAGAUAUGUGCAGGGCAUGAAUGUGUUAUGUGCGCCGUUGCUGUAUGUGCUGCCCGAAGCAGACGCGUACCAUACCUUUUGCCAGUUGAUUGUGAGGCAUUGCCCGCACUACAUGGCCCCGCAACUGAAAGGGGUUGAGAAGGGAUGCGCACUCGUGGACAAGUGUCUGCAGACGCUGGACCCGGAUCUGUAUCGGCAUUUGUCGACUCGAGGCAUCACGGCGCGGAUAUACGCACUGCCGCUAAUUUUGAGUCUGUUUGCGUGUGUGCCGCCCCUGCAUGAACUUUUGCGAGUCUGGGAUGUGGUAAGCUAU